UUUAACACAUAAUUUGGAAUAUACAAUUGUCAAUCCUAUAGUUUAUUUAUUUAAAUAUUUUCUUUUGGUUUUUUUAUAAUUUUUAUUAUACUUUCUCUGUCAGAUUAAGACAUGUCAAAACGAUUAUUACGCAGUGCACAAGUUAAAUCCCAAAUAUUUCAUGAUAGACUUGCUACUGGACCUUCCUUUCAGGAUUUUAUUCAAUCUAAUGUAUUAAGUAAAACGCCUUCAGAAUCUCUAGUACCGGCACGCCUUCCAAGUUGGCUACGUACACGUUCUAUUCCUGAUAGUGAUAAUUAUAAACGUAUUAGGCGGGAUCUUCGUGGUCUCGGUUUGCAUACUGUUUGUGAAGAAGCACGCUGCCCAAAUAUUAGCGAAUGCUGGGGAGGAAGUAGUAAAUUAUCUGCUACAGCUACUAUUAUGCUGAUGGGGGAUAUAUGUACACGAGGAUGUCGUUUUUGCUCAGUCAAAACAAGCGCUACACCUCCACCGCUUAAUCCAAAAGAACCUGUACAUACGGCGGAAGCUAUAGCUCGUUGGGGUCUUGGAUAUAUUGUAUUAACAAGUGUAGACCGAGAUGAUUUGAAAGAUGGGGGAGCAGCACAUUUUGCAGAAACAAUUAUCGAAGUAAAAAAAAGGUCUCCAAAUAUUCUGAUUGAAGCAUUAACAGGUGAUUUUGGUGGUCAAAUGAAUAGCGUGGCAACCGUUGUCAUGUCAGGAUUGGAUGUUUUUGCACAUAAUCUUGAGACAGUUGAGACAUUAACACCACAUGUUCGUGAUAGACGGGCUACAUUUCGUCAAAGUUUAAGUGUUUUGGAAUAUGCAAAAAUAUGUCGACCCAAUUUAAUCACAAAAACGAGUUUUAUGCUUGGUAUUGGUGAAACUGAAGAAGAAAUUAAAGCAGCACUUAAAGAGCUACGUAAAAUAAAUGUUGAUAUUGUUACAUUUGGUCAAUAUAUGAGACCAACUAAAAAACAUAUGAAAGUGUACGAGUAUGUUCACCCAGAUACCUUUGAAAAAUAUAAGAAAAUGGCAGAAAAUAUGGGAUUUAUGUAUAUUGCAUCAGGGCCACUAGUCCGAUCUAGUUAUAAAGCCGGUGAACUAUUUAUUGAAAAUAUUUUAAGAAAGAAUCGACAAAAUUAGUGGAAAUAUCUAUAAAGCAUGUGAAAGGCAUUUUUGUAUCGAUAUUUGACUAUUUUAUAUGAAUUAUAUAGAUAUAUUAUUAUUUACCCUUUUUCAUAAUAAUUGCUUUUAGUUGUGCUAAAGUGAUUAGCAAUGCUUCUUCCGUACGUAUUGUUCUGCAUCCUUGUGCAGGACAUACAUUUAUCCAUCUAUCGAAAAGUUCUUCUACACGAUCUCCUCCAAUAUCUAAGUUCUGAUCAGCAUCUACUGCUGCUUCUAGUCCUGCUAAUCCCCCAAAAACAAUAAGAAUAUGAUUAAAAUUUGGAAUAUUAUCUUUUAUCUCUUCAAAUGCCACACCUCUUUCUGAUGUGCCAAUAGUUAAAUCAUAACCAUUUUCAUAUGGUGAUUCUGUUAACACUGCAGACAAAGAACUUGCAAAACGAACAGUGUAACCCCAAUAAUAUCCCAUUGUUUCUCGUGGAGUAGACGGACUUACUACUUCCGCAUUGAUAUAUUUCUUUUGUGAGGACAUCUCCUUCAUAAACAGUGUUACGCGAACACCUGGUUUAAUUCUAUCCGAAACUAGAACCUUUGGGUAUAAUGAGGAAUCCAAUGUGAUACCUUCUCUAUAUGGAAAAUCUUCAUCUAUACGUAAAUGAUGAGGACAAUCUAAAGGAUUUAAUAGCCCGGUAAACCGAAGAUCUCGAUGUAUUGGAAAUAAUGAUUUUCUUAGAUAUCUUUAUAAAAUUAUUUCAUGAAAAAAUAAUUUUUUAAAACAAAAGCAUACUGCGGUGUUUCCAUGUAACGUAAUAAAUGAAU
Molecule: messenger RNA, 1941 nt
Organism: Pneumocystis murina B123
Lineage: Eukaryota; Fungi; Ascomycota; Pneumocystomycetes; Pneumocystales; Pneumocystaceae
Product: lipoyl synthase
Exons: 7
Coding region: 112-1143 (343 amino acids)
Biological process (GO): lipoate biosynthetic process
Cellular component (GO): mitochondrion
Molecular function (GO): lipoate synthase activity; 4 iron, 4 sulfur cluster binding
Source: RefSeq, a predicted model, not a curated record